This is a messenger RNA of Ambispora leptoticha, 400 nucleotides long. The record is from the annotation of a GenBank genome assembly. Lineage: Eukaryota; Fungi; Glomeromycota; Glomeromycetes; Archaeosporales; Ambisporaceae.
AUGAAUGCAAAUGAAUCAAGUAGUAAUGUAAAUGAUUUACCUAAGAUAAUAGAAGAAGAUAAUGUUAGUUUAUCAAGUGAGAAAGAAAAUGAAUCAAUUGCAGAAAGUUCUACCAACACUCAAGCAAAUGAUAUAUUAAAUGAAGCUUUAGACAUGCAAAAUAAGAUUCUAAAUUCUUUACAUUACCUUGAUACUACUGAUCAAGCUGUUCAAUAUCUUGUUCAAGAUAUGAAAGUAUAUAUUAAUAUUAUUGAAGAGCCUAUUACGACAGAAGAAUUGCUUGAGAAUAGUGAAAUUAUUGAUAUGCUUCAGGCUGAUAAUAUAAUAGAAAAUGAUAUACUUAAUUUGGAUGAAGAAAAUGAAGAAUCUUCACCAUCUCCCAUAUCUGUAAUGAAAGCAA